UAUGGUGUUAUGACACUAGCUUCCUCGUUAAUAUAUAUAUAUUAAAAUAAGAAAUUAAACUUGUUUACAUUUUGUUUCAUGGCUAGAGCGUGUGGUAAAGCGAAUUAGAAUUCCAUUCCGAUUCGAAACAAUGUGUAAAGACGUAUUCCAUCUCUAUGCGACCAAGAGGGUCACAAUGCCGACGCUUCACAUGGAACUCCAGAACCCAAGAGAUAUGUCCAAAACUCUCAAAAAAUCUUCAGUUCUUGAUCGACAGACAACGAGAGAGACAGCAUUAUCAUGGCAAGCUUUUCAUUCAUCUUCCCCGAAGACAGACGUUGUUCCAUUAAGGACAACGAAGUCAAUUCAGGGUGGAUGUCAACGGUAAUCCAACUCAACACCCGUGGCGGUCCAGAGUCAGAGAGUCAGAACAUCCAUCAGUGCGUUGCAGAUGUACUUGGCGACCAGUACCACUACGCGAAUGCCAUUGACAGCUCUCUGCUCUGGACAGUUGGGUACACCCCCUACAUUCCCCCAGCUCUGAAAGGAAGAAGCUUCCCUUCUGUCGAGAGCUUCUUCCUGGAUGAGUGGGAGCCACUGACACUCCUGCAGACUCCUCAGGUUCUGUCCACCAGUGUUUCCAUCGAGGAAGACAACCUGAUCCAGUCUGCUGCAGGCCCAGUGUCUCAGGUUCUGUCCACCAGUGUUACCAUCGUGGAGAAUGACCUGAUCCAGUCUGCUGCAGGCCUAGUGUCUCCGGUUCUGUCCACCAGUGUUUCCAUCAUGGAGAAUGACCUGAUCCAGUCUGCUGCAGGCCUAGUGUCUCAGGUUCUGUCCAGCAGUGUUACCAUCGUGGAGAAUGACCUGAUCCAGUCUGCUGCAGGCCUAGUGUCUCGGGUUCUGUCCACCAGUGUUGUCAUCAUGGAGAAUGACCUGAUCCAGUCUGCUGCAGUCCUAGUGUCUCAGGUUCUGUCCACCAGUGUUGCCAUCGUGGAGAAUGACCUGAUCCAGUCUGCUGCAGGCCUAGUGUCUCAGGUUCUGUCCAGCAGUGUUACCAUCGUGGAGAAUGACCUGAUCCAGUCUGCUGCAGGCCUAGUGUCUCGGGUUCUGUCCACCAGUGUUGUCAUCGUGGAGAAUGACCUGAUCCAGUCUGCUGCAGGCCUAGUGUCUCAGGUUCUGUCCACCAGUGUUGUCAUCGUGGAGAAUGACCUGAUCCAGUCUGCUGCAGGCCUAGUGUCUCAGGUUCUGUCCACCAGUGUUUCCAUCGAGGAAGACAACCUGAUCCAGUCUGCUGCAGGCCCAGUGUCUCAGGUUCUGUCCACCAGUGUUACCAUCGUGGAGAAUGACCUGAUCCAGUCUGCUGCAGGCCUAGUGUCUCAGGUUCUGUCCAGCAGUGUUACCAUCGUGGAGAAUGACCUGAUCCAGUCUGCUGCAGGCCUAGUGUCUCAGGUUCUGUCCAGCAGUGUUACCAUCGAGGAAGACAACCUGAUCCAGUCUGCUGCAGGCCCAGUGUCUCAGGUUCUGUCCAGCAGUGACGCUAGAGUGAAGGAUCAUGAUGAUUCCACACUGAGAGACGCCAACCAACUUCAGCCUGGAGCACCCGGCUGA
Messenger RNA from Oncorhynchus gorbuscha (pink salmon), 1587 nucleotides. RefSeq lists its product as uncharacterized. Bases 280 to 1587 code for a protein of 435 amino acids. The transcript is spliced from 4 exons. The record is from RefSeq and is a predicted model, not a curated record. Lineage: Eukaryota; Metazoa; Chordata; Actinopteri; Salmoniformes; Salmonidae.